Molecule: messenger RNA, 830 nt
Organism: Benincasa hispida (wax gourd)
Lineage: Eukaryota; Viridiplantae; Streptophyta; Magnoliopsida; Cucurbitales; Cucurbitaceae
Product: CURVATURE THYLAKOID 1A-like protein
Cellular component (GO): chloroplast thylakoid membrane; thylakoid
Source: RefSeq, a predicted model, not a curated record
CAUAGAAAAUGGCGAAAUUAACAAAAAAAAUCUCUGCUAAGUCGUCAGCUGCUCCUUGACGGCCAGUUGAUUGAGUAUUGUCCUCUCUUUCCGGCGCUGAUUCUUAAUUUGAUUUAACUUUCUGGAAAGAAAUGGCAGCCACGGCCUCCCCCACAGCGGCCACCGCCGUUCUGAGACCUUCUCUGGCUGCUUCUCAACCCACUCGCCGCUCGGUCUUGCCGCUCCUUCCCCCUCGUUUCGGCUCCCCGUCCUUCUCUACUUCCCUCAAAUUCUCCUCAGAGUCACGUAGAUCGUCUCUGCUUCAAACCCGAGCCUCAUCUUCAGAAGAAUCAUCUGCUGCUGAUGCAUCCGAGCUCUUUACAGACUUGAAAGAAAAGUGGGAUGCCCUUGAGAACAAAUCCACGGUACUUCUCUACGGAGGUGGGGCGAUUGUUGCAGUUUGGCUUUCUUCAAUUCUUGUUGGUGCAAUCAACUCAGUUCCAUUGCUUCCGAAGAUCCUGGAGUUGGUAGGACUUGGAUAUACGGGGUGGUUUGUGUACCGAUAUCUACUCUUCAAGUCAAGCAGAAAAGAACUAGCUGAUGACAUUGAAGCAUUGAAGAAGAAGAUUGCUGGAACCGAAUAAGAUGCGUGUUAUCGGGUGCCAUGUUCGACAUGCUUGGUUCCUCUUAUUAUCAUUUUGUACUCUAUUCUCUCAUUUAUAAGAGGUAAUCUAAAUCAUGUAAUGUGGAAUAGGUUUUGCUUUAAUCCCUGUAACUCAUGUUCCCUUUCAUUACAUCUGUGUAAUAAGAUUUGUCAAGUUCAUUAAUGGGAAACCCCCCUUUUUCUCAAA